CGGAGAUCGUCCGCGAUUUGGAGCGGAACAUUCAGGGUUUGUCUUCUCAGAUGCAUACGGGGGUGGAUUGAGUCAUCAUUUACGUUUAACUCUAGAGAGUCUUAUAUGAAAAGGGCGAUUUUGAUAUUAACUUGGUUUAUUUCACGGAAGGCGCGGUGCUGGUGAUAAGUAUACAAUUGCGGCAUGAGUACCUACGGAGUAUGGUCUUUACUCGUUUUGGUGUUUAUAUACCUUUGUCUUGGAAGUUACACAGUUGCCGGUAAUUCUGGCACGGAUGGUAAAUGCAAAGGACGAUGGGCAAUACACGCAUGCGCGGCAGGGAAUGGCGGCAAAAGAUCUGACCCUAGAUUACAAAUACACAUACCAUCGGAACGACAACGGACACUCCAGGACAUGCUAGAAAUACUCAGAUCGAGGCUUCUUGAGGACGAGGCUAACGAAUUAGAAGAAGAGGAACUACCAACAUACGAAACGACGGAAAAUGACGACAUGUGGAAUAGAUUAUACUCAAAACUGAAGGAACGCCAGUCCUACGCGGUCGCCAAAUAAUAAAACUUGGCGUCCGAGGUGGGCCACGUGUCGGACAACAUAUCAACCUGGACCACAACAAUCCCUGUACAGAAGAUUCUGCACCUAAAACGUGUCGGAUAUAUUUAUUUUUGUGACUAGCGCUGUAGUACCUAUUGUGAGGCAUCCAAAUGAAGGAAAUCCGUCAGUCUAUCCGUUAAGCUAGAUUAAUACUUCAGAAAUAUUCGGAGUCACGACCAGCGCAACCAGGCCCAAGAAAUGUCUCUCUCGUUUGCACCAAUGGCGGAUUUUAUCGCUAAAAUUCGAGAAGGCACUAAUAUACGAGCCUCGUGAUAUGGAGUACUAACCUUCAGUCUAUCGGAGAUGCAAGCAGUCUCAUAUGCGGUUAUAUUUUGUGUCAGCAACUCGUCCAAUUGUUGUAAUCAAAAUGGCCUUCACCCCUUACAGACGUCAUCGGAAGCAGUGUACACAUUUACUGCUGACGUCAUCAUUGCAAGCACACUAUGACACGAAGUAUGCAAAAGAGUUUGUGUGGAGUAAAGGCAAUAAGGUUACAUGAUGAAAACGUCUAGAUUAGCCUGACCUUAGCUCCUUAUACACAUACGUCAUCAGCAGUUUACACAAGAACUGCUGAGGUCAUCAAGAUAAUGUGCACUCUACGAAAUGGAGCGGAAGAAAAGUAGUAUAAAGGGCAAUGGUGAUGAUUCUUGCGACGAAACAAUAUCAACUUCAGUUCGUGACUGUAUAAUAUAAUAUAGGCUUUCAAAUAUCUCUUGCUGUUUUCUACGUCAUCAGUUUAGGACAAUGACGUCAACACGUCCUCGAUAACGUCACCAAUCAGUAGAAGUGCUGUCAACAGAUUGGAGUUCUUUCGUGACAUGUCAAACAUGAUGUAAGGGAUCAACGAAGUCAAGAGAUACUUUGGAAUCGAUUGCAAACUAUCAACGUUCCAUUACACAAUUUUCUCGAAGUCAGAGGCCCAUUUCGGAAUUUGUUUUUCAAGGACACGUUUACAUGACUCUGUUUUAACGAUAAUCUUUUAACUUCCUCAUGUUAAGUGCAGUUCCUUAUAUCUAACGUCACUAUCUUAUUGUGCAGUGCCGAAUAUUUUGAAGUAAUUCAUCUGUUGAACCCAAAUACUUUAACAGGAUAUCGAAUAUCAGAAAGUACGUAGGCUUAGCUAGCCGUUUGUUGCGAAAACAAGUCGAAAUAUAUAUAUGAAUUUACCAAGAAAGAUUCCAACAAGCUUCCAACAACAUUUUCACCAUGUUGAACGACUUUUUGCGGCUGAAUACUGCAUAUCAUGUCUUCUGUUUUAGUGUACGGUCAAUAAAGGAAGAAUAAUGGACGAAAUGUAUCCUUCAAUAACAUACAUGGCCAUUUCUAAUACCGUUUAACAGUUACCAAGCCAAUAGAAAUUGCUAUUUGCAAUAGCAUUUAAAAGUUACCAAGCUAGGAAAAAUUGCUACUGCCAAUACUAUUUAACAAUUACCGAGCGAAGUGAAAUUGCUAUUACCAAAAGCAUUUAACACGUAUAUAAAAAAGAGUGAAAUUGUAUGUAGCAUCAGUAUGUAUGGUAUAAUCCUUGAAAAAAAACCUGAAGAUUAUUUUGUAAAACUUCUAAAUUACUGUUAAUUACGACUUAUUUAUACAUAAAAGUACGCAACAGGUAACUGACUUAUUACUGCACUAAUUUGUGUUGUAUUUUGUCAAUGUAUGCGCUACAAAAUUAUGUUUCAUUUAUAGAGUGUUUUCACGGUGAGCCGUGUUGGAGGCAGAACAAUGAUUUGUCGUGCCUGAAUCGAUUGUUGUCACGGUCAUUCGGGCUUGCUUUCUUGUGUCUGUCCCCCCAGCACGGUAGGUGAUGACGCCACGUGAAACCACUCUAUUGGAUAUUGUUUUCAUGUUAAUUCAGAAACUAUAUGUACUUGUGUGAAUGGCCCUUUAUACAUCUGAUCACUGAAACCAAAACUAUUUUUUUUAGUAUAUUUGAGCAGUUACUAUUAAGGCCGAAGCUACUUCCGUAAUUCUACCUGAUAGUGAUGUAUUGCAGUGACGCCAGAUAGUCGAAUAAACACUUUUCUUUCGCACUCUGUAGAAAUAAGUUCAUUUUGUACCAAUAAAAAAAUUCACUGAUGAUUUCAAAAGCUUUAUGCACUUGAUUUGUUUUUGGCCUAUAACUCUAAUACUGUUUUGUAAUAAGAAGUUUGAUGGCGAAUCCACUUGGAGGCAACCGUAAAGUUUGGUUGAGCUUUAACCUUAUUAAGCUAGGUUUCCCCUGUAUGCGAUUGCAACGAUGCACGCGUUACGGCCUUGCUAUUUUAAGCAAAGAACAAGAAUUUGGUUCUGCGAUUAUGCAUGCCCUGUGCGAUUCAAGCAAAAUCGCAUUCAGUGUAUCCAACCCAUACAUGUAUAAAUGAUAUCGUACAAUGGCAACUCGUUUUGUACAGUGUGACACCAAUCUCGAUCUUCUUGCAAUUUUGACAGUGUAUAGAGGGAUAUGAAUAUGCCAUUCUGUGAAUAAAUGUUCUUUCUUUAGACUUUUAGAUGUAAGGAGUCCUUAGUUUUUUCUCAGUUUUGGCAGUGAAUCCCUGUCAAUUCUUUGCCAAAACCAUUUUAUGCUUUCAUAGAGUUCUAGAUUACACAUGAACUUAUCAUCCUCCUUUAUGGGUAAUUUCAAUUAUUUGAAGAACCCGUAAUAACCAGGAAAUACUUAGAUUUCUACAGCACUCUGACGUCAGCCAUUUUGAGUCUCCAAAACUGUAUCACCAAUAGAUGGCGCUGAGUAAAUUGGGAAAAAAUGGAUCUCCAAUGGGCUUUAAUCAUAUUCAUUUCAACUCACUUACUUAGCAAAUUUCUUUAGAUCUCAUUCUAGUCCCGCCUCGAUCACUCGGCCAUUUGUUUCCAUUGCUUUUGAAUAAAUGUACUUUUUAAUCAUUUUCGUUUAUUCAAUAAUAAUAGAAAUACAACAGUUUUCAUCUCCAAAGUUCCGAGGUUUUGAUGACUGACGUGGACCUCCCGGCUUUCUGUCAUGUUUAAUUCAGGCAGGCGGUGUAAUGUGACGACAUCCUAGUCAGAAUCAAACAUUGAUCACAACAGCUCGAUGCAUGCAACGACCAUUAACAAUAUGGCACGAAAUCACCUGACUAACACGUCGUCAUGUUACCCCCUCCGUGAUUCAGGUAUAUUUUGCCACACACGACCCCAUUGUAAGGACAAAUUUGGCUUCUGCAAAUAAAACUAAGCAAAUAAAUUGUGAAAUUAUUUUGAUUUUUAUA
Lineus longissimus is the source of this 3806-nucleotide messenger RNA. RefSeq lists its product as uncharacterized. Bases 184 to 549 code for a protein of 121 amino acids. Lineage: Eukaryota; Metazoa; Nemertea; Pilidiophora; Heteronemertea; Lineidae. The transcript has 5 exons. The record is from RefSeq and is a predicted model, not a curated record.